AUGCUGCAGAUAUGCCGCGCGGAGGACGGUCAGGCAUUUCAGGUGAACGCUACUCUCCGAGACAUUGAGAGGGUAGGGAGUAUCGAACUCUUCUUACAGCAGGAGACCGGAGUUCCUCAAGAGGCUGUACUCGCGUAUCUCUCCGAUGGACGACGGUUGACGAAUGUGAAUAUAAGGGAGCUUGCCGGUGCUCAUGAUCAGUCCAUCUAUGUAUUCAAUAAAGUCUAUUUGGACUUUGAUAUUAAUGAAGUACUACGCGACCUCCGGGUAGAACCAGCAUUCCAGCCCCCAAUUGAAGAGAGUAUAGCCGCAACCCCUCCCUUCAAGGCUUCUGAAUUGGCUGCUUCAUACCUCGCAGCGGCUCACUCGCAUCAUGAGACCGUCAAGUAUCUCCAUGCAACCAUGCAUCACCAACACGAAGCUGUCCAGAUUGCAUCGAACAGUUUGGACCUGAACGUUCUCGCUAUUGUUGAUACGUAUGACGGGCUUUCCUCGGGGUUCAAGAAGGAGCUAGACAAACAAGCGGCACUACUCGCAGGAUUGGAGGCGGACUUGGAUAUUAUCAGCCGUGUACGGAUACAUACGGAGUUCGUGUCGCCUGCGGUACGGAAGGCAAUGGAAGCGGGCGAUAAGCCUCGCACGCUGGGAGAUUACGUUUCGAAUGCAAAGAUGAAGCAGGUGGCGGAAACGUGUGCGAGGACGCAUGAUGAGCUUCGCCUGCGAUUUGAGCAAGUGAAUGAAGCGGUCGGUAAGCUUAAAGAUGGUACGGCAAGUGUGCGAGCAGCAGUGGCUUCGACCCAAACACUGGACGAGGCCGAUGGAUGCUCGCGGCGAUCUCGAGACAUCUUCGAGAAGAUUACGGACGGAGCUACAGCGUUGGAAGGACGUGCACUCAAUUCUGAUGACAGAUUACAAGAACUUAAGCAAUUGGAUCUUACUCUUCGGGAUCAGCUGCAAUACAUUGUGGAUGCCAAGAACACAUUUACACAUCAAUGCAUAAGUAUAACGCGGUCAAUCAGUCUCUUGAAUACCGAUAUGCAGCAGAUACCCGCAAGUUUGCAGGCCUUAUCAAAUAGCUUUCGGGGUAGAAACAGUUUUUCACACAUCCAACGUUUGCACAAUAUGCUUUAUGCAUAUGGUGCUACCGUUAUUGAAAUCGUGAGGCGGAAAGAGUUCUCCAGGUUCUUCUAUCAACGAGCUCAAAGCAUUCUGGAAGUCAUGGCGAAACUAUCCGCGAAUGAACGGAAACGUCGUCAAGUAUACCGUGGAGAAGUUCAUGGUCAACUGCCAUUCGAAACGCGGGGUAUGGAUGACCCUGUGCCAACCAUUGAUUUUUCUCCUUCCGGAAAUUCAGAUGCAGCCUAUUCUAUUGAACGGUCCGAUGUUGAUGGCCUUCUUCACGUACUCGAUGAUCUAGAGCAGGCGUCCCGCAACGGAAACGAUCCUGAAGCACUUUCUGCUGUACGGGAGUGUAGAACUGGGCUGGAGAGAUUAGUCGUGAAAAUGGACAGCUUGGAAUCUGGUUUCGAUAAGAUUGCCGAAAGGUCGUUACUUUCUGCGUCUCGGAUAUCUCAUUCUCGUCGGAGAUCCAUAGAAGCUGACGAACACGCAUACAAUGAAGUGGUUGAUCAGCUUCGGGCUGUUCAGGAAACCAAGAAUCAUCAAGAGUCGCUGUUUCAGGAGGAGCGACUCGGGCUCAAGGGAGAGAUUCAGCGCUUGCAAUCUACAUUGCAAGUCACUGCCUCCAAUGCAUCCGAGGAACGCGACCGAGCCGACAGACUGGAACGUGAACUCCAUCAAGCCCGAGCACAGAUUGAGAACGAAACCAGGGCCCGUCGCAUUACCGAGGAGCGGAACGCAGAUUUGAUUAGAGACGUGGAUGGUAAAGGGUCAGAGCUGGGUCGAGCAUUAGCUGAGGCGACAAACCAGGCCAAAGCAGCCGAGGUUCUACGACAGCAGCUUGCUCACGCUCGGAGCGAAGCGGAGGAUAUCAAGACGUUGGAGGCGAGAAACUCGGAAAAACUUGCCGCAUUGAUUGAAGACCAAGCUACUAAUCUGCGUUUGCUGGAAGAAGCUCGUGCGCGCGGAGAGGAUUUGGAGCAUCAGAUUCAAGCCGCGCGGACGGAGAGCCAGGAGAUGAACAGAGCAUUGAGGGAAGCUAGCCAAGAAAAAGAUAGGCUCUUACGAGCUCAGGCGUCUGAUCACGAUCGGCUGCUGCGUGAUCAUAUUGCGGAGGCCGAUGGGGACCGUGCCGUAUUAGAGCAUCGCCAGGCUGAGCUGCUGCUGGAGAAAGACGAGCUCCUGAGACAGUUGAAAGAUGUAAAGUCUGAUCUGGAGAUUGCCUAUUCCGACGCGGUCGGUUUGCGCGAAGCCCUUCAACGGACGGAGCACGAACUCAGGGAGGCGAGGCACGCUGAACGAGUAGUUCGGGAAGAUCUGAGAGCAGGUCUAGCCUCCCAAUCUGACUACGAGCACAGACUAGAGACAAGUGAUCGUUUGGUUGCCCAGAUACUUGACGUUGCAUUAGCCUUCCGGGCGGCCCAUGUCAAAGCUAUGGCUUCCGCACAAGCGAUGACUUCCCAUCCGGGCUCGGGUUCAAAACAUUCGACUGCAGGUUUGGGUGAAUCAAUCUUUUCUCCCGGACUACGGCAUAACAUUGUAGGACAACUAGAUGAACCGUCACCCAUCGAUCCUUCGGAUCCUGCAGCAGCUUUGGAAGCGCUACGAGCAUUCGAUCAUGAUCAUUUUCUGGAAGCCAUAACAAAGGUCGGUUCGACGAUCCGGAAGUGGCAGAAGCAGUGUAAAGAGUACAGAGAGCGGGCGAAGGGAAGGAUUUCUUUCCGAAACUUUGCAAAAGGGGACCUUGCCCUCUUCCUCCCCACGAGAAAUUCGAUAUCUAAACCUUGGGCUGCAUUCAACGUAUUCUUUCCGCAUUAUUUCCUUCAAGCUUACGGCCAUCUUGCUGAGCAAUUGAAAACGAGAGAAUGGAUCGUUGCGCGUAUUACCUCCAUUACCGAACGCGUCGUUGAUCAUAAUGACCCGACCAGUAAUCCGUAUGGUCUCAGUGACGGCGUCAAGUACUACAUGUUGCAGGUUGAGGAUUGGACACAACCUGCGCAACAGAAUCGUCGUCGUUCCUCCGCUGCGAAGUCAAUGAAAGAGCCUGACAGUCUUCAACAGCCUACGGCUCUUACUAAUGGUAGUGCUCCCACAUUACCACCAGCUCCGCCUGAAGCUGAAGUCGAAGACACCUUUCAAGUGACACAUCCUCCGACGUCGCGUCUCUUUCCCUUACGCACUCGUGCCAACUCUUCUCCAUCCACCCGGCCUUCGUCUCUUUCGCGUCUUCUUGCUCAAGCUUCUCAGGAUCCGCGACCCGAAGAGACACCGUCGCCGCCAUCUCCUCCACCACCACCACCAGUUCGCACACCGUCACCAGUGGCUCAAUCUCCCCAAUCUCCUGCUCCUCUCUCUUCACCCACUCAACCCGUAGGAUCCAUACCACAUCACGCUGCUAUGCUUCCUUCUCCAUUACGUCCUGGAUCAAGGGCUUCCAAGACGUCAUCAACUUCAAGGUUUUCUGUGGGCCGAAUGCCAGCGUUGGGGUCUGUAUCAUCAUCGCUGGGUGCAAAAGCCACCGCCACUACUGCGAUAUCGGACGAACCCAUAGCGUCAUCACCUUCUGCCGAGAGCCAGUUUGAAGGGGUAACCUCCGUCCCUUCACCGGACGAUUCUAUCUCGAAUGGGAUGAGCAAUAUGCUGAACAUUCGUAGAAGGACAACAUCAUAUCACCGCCCCUCUGCUAGAGCUGCUUCGGAGAGCUCGACGUCAAACACUGUUACGGAGGGUGUUUCUUCGCGCCCCGUGACCACGGCCAGUAGUGCUCUUGCGAACCUCGCUAGUAGUUGGGGUGUUUCGUUCGGUCGGAAGAAGAAGGCUGCGAUGAGCCGCCUUUCAACAACAGAAGAGUCUCGACCAGCUUCGCCGUCGCUGGAUCGGCCUCCCGAUACGUCAGCCGGUGAUGCUCUCCAGCCGAUAUGA
Molecule: messenger RNA, 4041 nt
Organism: Desarmillaria tabescens
Lineage: Eukaryota; Fungi; Basidiomycota; Agaricomycetes; Agaricales; Physalacriaceae
Product: putative peripheral membrane protein
Exons: 15
Coding region: 1-4041 (1346 amino acids)
Biological process (GO): autophagosome assembly; autophagy of peroxisome; reticulophagy
Cellular component (GO): phagophore assembly site membrane; Atg1/ULK1 kinase complex
Molecular function (GO): protein kinase binding; molecular adaptor activity
Source: RefSeq, a predicted model, not a curated record